CUUCCCCCGUGGCCAGUGCGGGGUCUGCGGCUGCCCGGAGAGGUUCCGGCUUCCCCGGUGCUGGCAGGGGGAGCCCCGAGAACUGCAGGCCCGCCCCCCCUUCCUCCUCCUCCUUCUCCUCCUCCCCCACGUGUCCUCCCGGAGCCCAGCGGCCUGAUCCCAGCACCCCCCGCCACCUCCCUCCUCCUCUCGCUUCGCCCGCUUCCCCGGCGGCGUGGAGAAGAGCAAAGUUGCGACAGCGGCCGGGGGGCUCUGCCCAGGGUCGGCGUGGCCAAGGACGGCUAGUCUCUGAGGGAAAGUAGCCACCAGUCCAACUCGGGUCGCUCCCACUAUUACUUCGGGGGAGCGCGGCCACAGCAGGUCCUAUCUGGUGGUGAGCGGCUGUCAUGAUCUCGACAGCCCCGCUCUACAGCGGCGUGCACAACUGGACCAGUUCUGACCGGAUUCGCAUGUGUGGCAUCAACGAGGAGAGAAGAGCACCUCUUUCUGAUGAGGAGUCCACGACAGGUGACUGCCAGCGCUUUGGAUCUCAGGAGUUUUGUGUCAGCAGCAGUUUUUCCAAGGUGGAGCUCACGGCAGUUGGAAGCGGCAGCAAUGCCCGGGGGGCAGACCCAGAUGGCAGGACAGCAGAAAAACUUGGGCACAAGUCAGAAGACAAGCCUGACGACCCCCAGCCACAAAUGGACUAUGCUGGGAAUGUGGCUGAGGCCGAGGGCCUGCUGGUGCCGCUGAGCAGCGCCGGGGACGGCCUCGCGCUUCCUGCGGCUGACGGCGCUGCCGAGGCCAGCGACAGCACGGCCGACUGCUCCUGGGCUCCCCUCAGCACCCAAAUGAGCAAGCAGGUGGACUGCUCAGCAGCGGGGGUAAAGGCUCUGGACUCUCGGCAUGGCGUGGGGGAGAAGAAUACUUUCAUUCUGGCCACUCUGGGAACUGGAGUCCCUGUGGAGGGAACCCUGCCUCUGGUGACCACUAACUUCAGUCCACUGCCAGCGCCCAUCUGCCCCCCUGCUCCCAGUUCGGCUGCCGUCCCCCCGUCUGUUCCGGAUCCGUUCCAGGUUCCCCUCUCCGUCCCCACCCCGGUGCCCCACUCUGGGCUAGUUCCCGUCCAGGUUGCCACUUCAGUUCCGGCCCCUUCCCCUCCCUUAGCCCCGGUCCCGGCUCUGGCCCCGGCACCACCGUCGGUGCCCACGCUCAUCUCUGAUUCGAACCCCCUUUCAGUUUCGGCCUCAGUCCUGGUGCCUGUGCCAGCUUCGGCUGCCCCCUCGGGACCCGUUCCCCUGUCGGCUCCAGCCCCUCCCCCCCUCUCAGUCCCAGUAUCAGCUCCUCCCUUGGCUCUGAUCCAGGCUCCUGUGCCCCCUUCAGCUCCAACCCUGGUCCUCGCGCCUGUCCCCACACCAGUUCUGGCUCCCAUGCCGGCGUCCACGCCUCCAGCGGCUCCCAACCCUCCGUCAGUGCCGAUGCCCACCCCGACUCCGUCCUCCGGCCCGCCCUCAACCCCCACCCUCAUCCCCGCCUUUGCUCCUACACCCGUGCCCGCUCCCACCCCAGCCCCGAUCUUUACUCCAGCCCCCACGCCCAUGCCGGCGGCCGCACCAGCUGCCAUUCCCACCUCUGCGCCCAUGCCAGCCUCUUUCAGUCUGAGUCGAGUAUGUUUUCCUGCAGCUCAGGCACCAGCUAUGCAAAAAGUCCCCCUGUCCUUUCAGCCAGGGACAGUACUGACCCCAAGCCAGCCGCUGGUAUAUAUCCCACCUCCGAGCUGUGGGCAGCCGCUCAGUGUGGCCACACUGCCAACCACCUUGGGGGUCUCCUCCACUCUUACACUGCCUGUCCUGCCUUCCUACCUUCAGGACAGGUGUCUCCCUGGUGUGCUGGCCUCCCCAGAGCUCCGGUCUUACCCAUACGCGUUUUCUGUGGCCCGGCCUCUGACUUCAGAUUCCAAGCUGGUCUCUCUGGAGGUGAACAGGCUUCCCUGUGCGUCCCCAUCCGGCAGCACCAGCACCCAGCCUGCGCCCGAUGGGGUCCCUGGGCCUUUGGCAGAUACUUCCCUCUCUACUGCUUCUGCCAAGGUGCUUCCAACCCCACAGCCUUUGCUGCCAGCCCCCAGCGUGAGCUCGGCCCCAACGCACCCUGCCAAGGUGCCAGGUGGUGGUGAGCAGCAAGCAGAAGGGACUUCCGUCACCUUCUCUCCCCUCAAGUCACCUCCACAGCUGGAGCGAGAGAUGGCCUCUCCACCUGAGUGCAGCGAGAUGCCCCUCGACCUCUCCUCCAAGUCCAACCGCCAGAAGCUUCCAUUGCCGAACCAACGCAAGACACCCCCCAUGCCCGUGUUGACCCCCGUGCACACCAGCAGCAAGGCCCUCCUCUCCACGGUCUUGUCAAGGUCUCAGCGCACAACCCAGGCUGCCGGUAGCAAUGUCACCUCAUGCCUGGGCUCCACUUCCUCGCCCUUCGUCAUCUUUCCCGAGAUCGUGAGGAAUGGAGACCCGAGCACCUGGGUGAAGAACUCGACUGCGCUGAUCAGCACCAUUCCUGGCACCUAUGUGGGAGUGGCCAACCCGGUGCCUGCCUCCCUGCUGCUGAACAAAGACCCUAACCUGGGCAUCAACCGAGACCCCCGCCAUCUCCCCAAGCAGGAGCCCAUCUCCAUCAUCGAUCAAGGAGAGCCUAAGAGCUCCGGUGCCCCCUGUGGCAAGAAGGGCAGCCAGGCUGCGACUGAGGGACAGCCAAGCACAGUCAAACGUUACACCCCAGCCCGCAUCGCCCCUGGGCUGCCGGGGUGCCAAACCAAGGAGCUCUCUCUCUGGAAGCCCACGGGGCCAGCAAAUAUUUACCCACGGUGUUCAGUCAAUGGGAAACCCACCAGCACCCAGGUCCUGCCUGUUGGCUGGUCACCAUACCACCAAGCGUCUCUGCUUUCCAUUGGCAUUUCCAGUGCCGGGCAGCUGACCCCCAGUCAGGGGGUGCCCGUAAGGCCCACCAGUGUUGUUUCUGAGUUUUCUGGUGUGCCGUCUCUUGGCCCCAGUGAAGCUGUGCACGGACCUCCCGAGGGGCAGCCGCGGCCUGGGGGCCCCUUUGCUCCAGAGCAGGGCACUGGCACAAAGAACAAAACUUGCCGGAUUGCUGCCAAGCCUUACGAAGAACAAGUCAACCCCGUCCUCCUGACUCUCAGCCCUCAGACGGGGACCUUGGCGCUGUCUGUCCAGCCUAGCAGUGGGGACAUAAAAGUGAAUCAGGGGCCUGAGGAAUCAGAGAGCCACCUCUGCCCCGACAGCACUCCGAAGAUAGAAGGUCCCCAGGGGGCUUGUGGCCUGAAGCUGGCAGGAGACACGAAGCCUAAAAACCAAGUGCUGGCCACCUACAUGUCCCAUGAGCUAGUCCUGGCCACCCCCCAGAACCUGCACAAGAUGCCCGAGCUGCCUUUGCUACCUCAUGACAACCGCCCCAAGGAACUCAUCUUGGAUGUGGUCCCGAGCAGCAAGAGGGGCUCCAGCACAGAGCUUUCACAGCUUGGAAGCCAGGUGGACCUGGGACGGGUGAAAAUGGAGAAGGUGGAUGGUGACGUGGUCUUCAACUUAGCCACCUGCUUCCGGGCCGAUGGCCUCCCAGCAGCUCCCCAGAGGGGCCAAGCUGAAGUUCGGAAUAAGGCCGGGCAGGCCCGAGUGAAACAGGAAAGCGUAGGUGUCUUUGCUUGCAAGAACAAGUGGCAGCCAGACUCGGUGGUGACCGAUGGGGUGACCGAAUCUCUGCCGCCCAAGAAGAUGAAGUACGGCAAAGAGAAGGAUGGUGAGGAGCAGCAACCACAAGCCAAGGUCACAGCUCGGAGUUCCCACGGACCCAAGUGCCGGAAGCCGCCUAGUGACCCCCAGGAACCCACCAAGAAAAGCCCCAGGGGGGCUUCAGAUUCAGGAAAAGAGCACAAUGGAGUCAGGGUAAAGCACAAGCACCGGAAGCCAGCAAAGCCGGAUUCCCAGUCUCCAGGAAAGCGAGCUGAUGGCCACGAGGAAGGUUCCUUGGAGAAGAAAGCAAAGAGCAGUUUCCGUGACUUCAUCCCCGUGGUUCUGAGCACGCGGACGCGCAGUCAGUCUGGAAGCAUCUGUAGCUCCUUUGCUGGUAUGGCAGACAGUGACAUGGGAAGCCAGGAAGUCUUCCCCACAGAGGAGGAAGAAGAUGUGACCCCCACCCCGGCUAAGCGUCGCAAGGUGAGAAAGGCCCAACAGGACACCCAGUAUCGCAGCCACCAUGCCCAGGACAAGACUCUGCUGAGCCAGGGCCGCCGGCACCUGUGGCGAGCCCGAGAAAUGCCCUGGAGGACUGAGGCUGCCCGGCAAAUGUGGGACACCAAUGAGGAGGAGGAGGAGGAGGAAGAAGAUGAGGAGGAGGGCCUGGUGAAGAGGAAGAAGCGGAGACGACAGAAGAGCCGAAAAUAUCAGACUGGGGAGUACCUGACGGAGCAAGAAGAAGAGCAGCGGCGGAAAGGGAGAGCAGAUUUAAAGGCCCGUAAGCAGAAGACUUCCUCCCAAAGUUCGGAGCACCGCCUCAGGAACAGGAACCUUCUCUUGCCCAACAAAGCCCAGGGGAUCUCGGAUUCACCAAACGGUUUCCUCCCAAAUAACCUGGAGGAGCCAGCCUGCCUUGAAAAUUCAGAAAAGCCAUCAGGAAAACGAAAGUGCAAGACCAAGCACAUGGCAAAUGUCUCAGAAGAGGCCAAGCUCUUUCCAGCUCCAGAGCAGGGAUCCCUGAGUGGCACUGGCAAAAGGCGGGAGACCCAGGUGCUCGUCUCCCCCUCCUUUUCCCUUCCCCCUCCUGGAAUCUGGUUCCAGCUCAAACAAGGUACUCAAGCCUAUUUCCUCAUCUUUAAAAAUGGAGAUGAUACUCCAUGUCCUUUCCAUCUCACAAGGGUGCUUGGGGGAACAAAGGAGGCAACGGAUGUAAAAGGCUUUGAUCACCGUAAAGUGCUCUUUGAGGUUGGUGUACAUUCUUGAGCUUCGGGUCGAGGCAAGGAUGGGAGGACAGAGGCCCGGAGUGGCAAGGUAGUAUGACCAUUCCCUCAGACCCCCGGAGGGGGCGGGGCCAGGGGAAUAAAGAAGUCUGGUCUGUGCUGAGGGCUCCGUUCACGUGGUCGUUCUAAAUUCCCACAGUGGCUGUUAGAGGUAGGCACUGUAGUCCUUGUUUUAUGGUGAGGAAACCGAGGCUCCGGGAGGCUAAGGGACUGGCACGAGGUUACUCGGGGUCACGAGUGACAGAGUCAGGACGGGAAGCAGGCCUCACUGCCUCAGCUCUUCCCGUGUGCCUCCACCCGGUCAAUGGGUGGCUUCUGUCUGUAUCCAGGAGACGCUGGGGCGGGGAGCAGCCAGGCAGGGACACACUGCGACACUGAGAGGCUCUGGUGAAAGGUGGGCGUCCCCCUCCUCUCCCCCCGGCUCCUCCCCAGACACUCAGAUGGCCCUGUCCCACACAAAGGUGACUGGCUGCCUGACAUUCAGCAACACACGCUCAGAGUUGUGUCUGGUUAUUCCGCCUGGCAGUGUGUCUGCAGAAAUGUUCCUCCCAGAGAGGUUUUGUCCCUUCACAGGGCCUCCCUUUCUCCCUCCCGCCUUUCUUUCUCUCCCAGUCACCACCACCUGCUCUGGAUGCCCCCAUGGCAUGGUGCUUUGUAGUGGGAAGCGGGGCGGGGGGAGGGUGGGAGACGUGCCUGCGACACUAAAGCUAGGGCAUUGGCCAAAGGCUUCUUCCCACAGGGGCUCUGAGCCAGGGAGGAAGAGGGGAGGGGGCCCCCAUUUGUUCUUGCUCCUCCCCCUCAGGCAGCCUCGCUUGUCUCUGGCGGCUCUUGCCCCCGGAAGGAGAGUCACCCUUUGGCUCCUGGCUUGGCUUAGCAAAAACCUAGGCACUUUACCCAGCAUCCUCCAGUAGUGCCAUUUUCUACCUCUGUCCUCAUGGUAGUAGAGCACCACUCUACACUCCUCGGCAGUGCCUUCCUGCUAGUGACUGAACCUCUCUGCCCUUAGGGGAUGGGGAUGGAUAGCAGCUCUGGUGGUCUGGGGAUUUACCAGAGGAGACAAAUGCCCUGGGCUCUGGUCUUUUCCCUGCUGCCAUCCCUUCCUGGGCUUCAUGAUUUUCUAGGUAACUUUUCAGUCUGCCCAGGGCUCUGCACAGAGCUGGCUUGAAUUAGGUCAACAAAUAUUUGUUGUGAUGAUGUGUCCAGCCCUGAGUGAAGUGCUGUAAGAAAUAAAAGUGAAGAUGACAGUACGAACCCUGCCCCAAAGGAGCCUCAAACCUAACAGGGGAGGCCAGACUUGCCCAUGAAAUAGUAGGAGGAAGUCAAAAGUCUGGCAUCAAGUACCAGGUUAUUUGUUUCAGGCUAGGUGCCCUGGAUAUGUGGAGAAGGAAAGCUAGAGUAUUAUAGAAUGUUACAGAAGACAUAGGAUUUCCGUGAGACCUUGGUAAUACUCUGAAGGAUUUGGAUAAGUGGUAUGUAUUAGUUGUCUCUUGUGGUCUAACAGAUUACCCUCAAACUUAGCUCAAUGCAACAGCAAACAUAUUAUCUCCCACAGCUUCUGGUGGUCAAGGGUUCAUGAGCAGCUUAGCUGGGUCUGGCUUGGGGUCUCCCAUGAGGUUGCGGUCAAGGUGUCAGCCAGGGCUCCAUUAAACCGAAGGACUGACUGGGGCAGGAGGGUCCGUUUCCAGUGGGGCUCCCUCACAUGGCUGGUCAUUGGCAGGAGACGCCUCUUUACCUUGCCCUGGGGGCCUCUCCAAAGGACUGCUUGAGUGUCCUCAUGACAUGGCAGCUGAUUUCCCCCAGAACAAGUGAUCCAAAAGAGAGAAAGGCUGAAGCCACAUUGUCUUUCAGGAAGUGGCCUUGGAAGUCAAACACUGUCACCUCUGCACUCUCCUGUUGGCUACACAGGUCAGCCCUGUCCAGUGCACGAGGGGGCUACAUGAGAGCACAAAUAUCAGGAGGGGUCAUCAGGGGCCAUCUUAGAAUCUGAUGAGGGCAAAGUCUGCCCUCUGGUCGCCCAAUGAUUCAUGUCCCUCCCCACACGCAAGGCAGACCUACCUCUCCCAAGGCCCUCCAAAGUCUUGUCCAGUUAUGACAUCAGCUCCCAGUUUAUUUUUAUUUUUUUUAAUUUUAUUUAUUAGAGAGAGUGAAUGAGUGAGAGCACGAGUGGGGGUGGGGGGAGAGGCAGAGGGAGAAGCAGGCUCCCUGCUGAGCGGGGAGCCAGACUCGGGGCUCCAUCCCAGGACUCUGAGAUCAUGACCUGAGCUGAAGGCAGACGCUUCACCGACUGAGCCACCCAGGUGCCCCCAGCUCCCAGUUUAGAAUCUCACCAUCUAACUUAGGUCCAGGUGCAAAUGAGGCUCCUUGGGUCUGGUUCCUGGAGCUCAGUUCCUCGAACACAGUUCCUCUAACACUCCCCACAUGAAGAGCCCACAAGGGAGAAAGUGAGGCUCAGAGAGGUUGGGCCUUAACCCAGGUCUUGUAGCUAAUGGGUGGCAGAGGCAAGAUACCAGACCUACGUCUGUCUGACUCUUGAGCCCGAGUGCUUUCCACCACCCAAGGCGGGCAUGAAUGUGAUCUAGGGCCAUGGUGUGGAGGAAGGUGGGAAGAGGCUGGGGUAGGUUAGAAGGCGAGUUUUUACCACAAGAGUGAAGGCCUUAGCAGCUGUGCCUCUUCAGUCAAAGAUAGCUGUCUCCACUUCUCUUUACUCUCAGUUUGCUUUGCUCAUUUAGAAACAGGACUUGUCAAAACCUCAGCAAAUGGGGAUUGAGGCAGGUAAAGAAGGCAAGUGGAGUGCUUGGGGGAAGCUUGGAUGUGCCCUCGGUCUCUGAUUUCGGAUCCCUUGGUCAUUCGUUGGUUUAUGUGGUUGAGGAUUUGAGCCCCUCCGCAUCUGCUGUUCGGGUGGGAGCGGAUGGGAGCCUGCGCUGAUCCAGGACCCCACCCCCCCAUCUCUGCU
Mirounga angustirostris (Northern elephant seal) is the source of this 7952-nucleotide messenger RNA. RefSeq names its product BCL6 corepressor like 1 (gene BCORL1). The record is from RefSeq and is a predicted model, not a curated record. The transcript has 10 exons. Lineage: Eukaryota; Metazoa; Chordata; Mammalia; Carnivora; Phocidae. Gene Ontology annotation, biological process: negative regulation of transcription by RNA polymerase II. Bases 387 to 4982 code for a protein of 1531 amino acids. Gene Ontology annotation, cellular component: nucleus. Gene Ontology annotation, molecular function: transcription corepressor activity; protein binding.